Molecule: messenger RNA, 578 nt
Organism: Drosophila ficusphila
Lineage: Eukaryota; Metazoa; Arthropoda; Insecta; Diptera; Drosophilidae
Exons: 1
Coding region: 127-339 (70 amino acids)
Source: RefSeq, a predicted model, not a curated record
GGCCACACAAACGAAUCGAGCGCGCCAAUGAUCGGACGUAUCCAUUGAACAAACCACAUAUAGAGCCAACUCUAUAGCGAAAGCAACCCAACUGUGAUACCAAACGAACAUACAAACAAAUCCGAGAUGUCUGCUACUAACAAGGUGAACCACUUGAUCGGCGCCACUACGCGUUACAUCGCCGGACGGAAUGCAGUGCAGACGGUCUACUGGCGGACCUCCGCCGGUCCGAAUCCCCGGAUGUUGAAGACCAACAAGCUGCAGAACUUCGACCGCUCCCAAAAGGCUCCCCAAAGUGUCCGCCUGCAGAACCUGAAUCGCAGCUACAUCCGGGAUUAAUGGAGAAUUUGUAUAGCAGUAGUUCCGACCUUGACAUGUUCCUAAUGUCGCGAUAGACAUAUUUUUUGUGCACUUUGUAUUUAUUGUGUAGAGUAUUUUCCAUGGCGAUAAACGUUAUCGUGCGAAUUAGAGUUAAUCGAAUCUAAACGAAGCUGGCGCUACGACUUUUCCAUGUACCUUGGCGUUACAAAAAAAACUAAAAAGAUUAAUAAAUGCAUUCUAGCGCGUAGAUAAGAGAA